Molecule: messenger RNA, 1112 nt
Organism: Aureobasidium pullulans EXF-150
Lineage: Eukaryota; Fungi; Ascomycota; Dothideomycetes; Dothideales; Saccotheciaceae
Exons: 2
Coding region: 182-1009 (275 amino acids)
Source: RefSeq, a predicted model, not a curated record
AGAUUGAACCGCGUGUCCAUCUGGAGGACGAAAAAGAUAAAUAGCGGUGACUUUCUCGCUUUCAUCUCCAUGAUCAUCAUCAGCAUCAUCAGCAUCAGAGCAGAACAUCAAAACACCAAAACACCAAAUCAUCUCAUCAUACUUCACCCAACCCGCACCGACAAAGAAGCAACAAACCAAAAUGGUCUCUUCCAAGAACUCCCUCCUGUUCAUCGCCCUGGCCAGUAUCCUCGGCUCUGCAGCUGCUAUGCCUGCUGAGAAGAGAGGUGACUCCAAUGGCUACAAUGGCGACCUGGCAGACAACUUCAAGUCUUUCUUUCAGAACUUCGGUGGAUACUCUUCUGAUGGUGACUACAAGGGGGAUCUUGCCAAGGAUCUCUCCAAAUUUGCAAGCGGCUUUGGAGGUAAGCUGUCCGACAAGGAUGCUCAGUACUGGGCGGACUCCUUGAACAACAAGAAGAACAACGGCGACUUCGGUGGCUGGUGGGGAGGAUCUGGCCACGGAGGCAAUGGCUGGGGAUCUGGCAGUGAUUAUCACGGUAAUGGCUGGAACCACAACAGCAAGUCUGGACGAAGCCUCGAAGCAAGAGGCUCGCAAGGCGGCUAUGACGACAACUCGAAGAAUGGCGGCUACAGUGAUUCGAAGAAUGGUGGCUACAGCGAUUCUAAGAACGAGCAGGGCUGGGGCAAUGACCAUGGCUCCAAAGACAGCGACAACAAAGGUUCUGGUAAGGGCGGCUUCGGCCAUUCUGGAGACAACAAGGGUUCAUCCGGCGACAGCUGGGGAAGCGACAACAAAGGCUCCGAUAAGGGAGGCUCGGGAUCUGACCAUGGAAACAGCAACAAGGGCAGUGGUGGUGAUAAGAAGGGCUCCGGUAGUGACAACAAGGGUUCUGGAGGUAGCAAGGGGUCCGGUAAUGACAACAAGGGUUCUGGAGGUAGCAAGGGGUCCGGUAAUGACAACAAGGAUUCUGGCAAGGGAGGUGACAGCAAGAGCGGCGGUUGGUGAUUUUGUUCUCGAAGAGCUACUGAUCAAGAUUGGCUCUUUGAUGGAUGACCUGAAGGAUCUUGUGCUGGACUUGCACUCACACAUUCUUUUGACAUAGCAACGU